CGGAGGGUCGGCAGCCCUCGCUCCACCGGCCCCCGGACUUGCCGGGCGCCUCUGCUCGACGUCGCCCUCGCUGCGAGAAAGCGCGGCCCGGGGCGCGGGGGGGAUGCUGUGCGCUUUUCCCAAGCUGGCAAUCAGACAGGCCGGUGGGGAAACGAUUUGCCCAAAGUUAGGUGUGAGUGCUGGAAACGCGAGUUUUAACCCAGCCGGGGACCGAGAGGCUGACGUCUUCACCACCGGCCACAGACUUCCUUAGUGGGCCAUGCAGCUUCGAUUCUUCCCGUGAUCGUCACAACCUUACCUGAUAGCAUUGAGGCUCCUGAAGUUGGAGGCAGGAGGACAGACAACCAGAAACCAGGCAGGGUUACGGGGGAAACCUGUCUCAACAGACAGACGAGAAAACGCUGGAGAGAUGUCCGAUGAGGAGAUCAAAAAGAAGACAUUGGCUUCUGCUGUCGCCUGUCUAGAAGGGAAGUCAGCCGGGGAGAAAGCAGCCAUCAUCCACCAGCACCUUGGCCGUCGGGAAAUGACGGAUGUGAUAAUUGAGACCAUGAAGGCCAGCGCAGAUGAAGUGAGAGACACAGUGGAAGAAAAGAAGCCUUCAGCAGCCCCUGUCUCUGCACAGAGAAGUAGAGAGCAGAGUGAGUCUGUGAACACAGCCCCAGAGUCUCCAUCCAAACAGCUCCCAGACCAGAUUUCCUUCUUCAGUGGCAACCCUUCUGUUGAAAUAGUCCACGGCAUUAUGCACCUGUACAAGACAAAUAAGAUGACCUCUCUAAAAGAAGAUGUGCGGCGCAGUGCCAUGCUGUGUGUCCUCACCGUCCCUGCCACCAUGACCAGUCAUGACCUUAUGAAGUUUGUUGCCCCAUUCAAUGAUGUAAUUGAACAAAUGAAAAUCAUCAGGGACUCUACUCCGAAUCAGUACAUGGUGCUGAUCAAGUUCAGUGCGCAGGCUGAUGCGGACAGUUUCUACAUGGCGUGCAAUGGCCGCCAGUUCAACUCAAUCGAAGAUGACGUCUGCCAGCUGGUCUAUGUGGAAAGGGCUGAAGUGCUGAAAUCUGAAGAUGGCGCCAGCCUCCCCGUGAUGGACCUGACAGAGCUGCCCAAGUGCACUGUGUGUCUGGAGCGGAUGGACGAGUCUGUGAAUGGCAUCCUCACCACCCUCUGCAACCACAGCUUCCACAGUCAGUGUCUACAGCGGUGGGAUGACACCACGUGUCCUGUGUGCCGAUACUGUCAAACGCCAGAGCCAGUGGAAGAAAACAAAUGUUUUGAGUGUGGUGUCCAGGAAAACCUCUGGAUUUGUUUAAUAUGCGGCCACAUAGGCUGUGGGCGGUACGUGAGUCGGCAUGCUUACAAGCACUUUGAGGAGACCCAGCACACAUACGCCAUGCAGCUCACCAACCAUCGAGUCUGGGACUAUGCUGGAGAUAACUAUGUCCAUCGACUGGUUGCAAGCAAGACGGAUGGAAAGAUUGUUCAGUACGAGUGUGAGGGCGACACCUGUCAGGAAGAGAAGAUAGAUGCCUUACAGUUAGAGUACUCGUACCUGCUGACAAGCCAGCUGGAAUCGCAGCGGAUAUACUGGGAGAACAAAAUCGUGCGCAUAGAGAAGGACACGGCAGAGGAGAUUAACAACAUGAAGACCAAAUUUAAAGAGACCAUCGAGAAGUGUGACAGCCUGGAGCUCAGGCUCAGCGACCUCCUGAAGGAGAAGCAGUCUGUGGAGAGGAAGUGUACCCAGCUGAACACCAGAGUGGCCAAGCUCAGCACAGAGCUGCAGGAGGAGCAGGAGCUGAACAAGUGUCUUCGAGCCAACCAGCUGGUGCUGCAAAACCAGCUCAAGGAGGAGGAGAAGCUGCUGAAGGAGACCUGUGCCCAGAAAGACCUGCAGAUCACCGAGAUUCAGGAGCAGCUGCGCGAUGUCAUGUUCUACCUGGAGACACAGCAGCAGAUCAGCCACCUGCCUGCGGAGACGAGGCAGGAGAUCCAGGAAGGCCAGAUCAACAUCGCCAUGGCCUCAGCGCCCAACCCACCCUCUUCCGGGGCCGGUGGGAAGCUGCAGUCCAGAAAGGGCCGCAGCAAGAGGGGCAAGUGACCAUCAGAGACUUGUCCCUGAGACUUCCUGGGCACCACAGGGUCUGCUGGGACCUUUGCUGAGCGGAAGUGUGGGCCCUAAUAAGUACGUCUGAGGACGAACUGCGGUCGUGUGGCUCCUUCAUUUGUUGCGUGUAGUGUGAGGAGACUAAAAGAGGGGGAAAUGUUGGCAGCACUUCCCAAGGGUGAGUCACCUCAUGGCCAUUCUGCCUUCCAGCUGGGUAGCCCCCCGGCUUGUGCGGUUUUCCAUUGUAUUUAUUUAGUUGGCGCACUUGCAGUUGGGUUCCAGGGUAAAUCUAUGACAUGACGUAACCUUCCUAGCACUAAAGGAAUUCCAGCAUUACCUAGCACUAAAAGCACAGUGCCUCCCAGAGGCCCAGCUGCCUUCAGGAGAGGAGCCCGCUGCUCACUGCCCACUGCAGAGGAUCUUUCCUGCCAUCCCUCCCUCCCUUCUCCUGCAGAGUAGAAGAGAGAGCUGCUUGCAUGUCAUAGAGAAAGGGCUAGGUUGUAAACCAAGUACAGGCUUGUCCUCAGCAGCCUGGCUUGGGGCAAAUGGAGUAUACCCAGUUUAGGAAAGACAGUGACAGCUCUCUAUUUCUGAUGACUCCAUCCGAAAUGUGCCUGUCAAUAAGAAAAGCCUUCCUGGCUCCUUCUCAGCUCAGGUAACUGAGAGUGUCCUCCAUCCAGCAGGAGUCAAAGGGCAAGCCUAGCAAGCCAUCGAGAGGCCUCUGACAAGCUGAUAUGUGUUGCUGGGGUCAGUGGAUACUGACUGUUUACAGGCAGGGCUGCAUGUUCAGGUCGCAGCUAGAGGGAGCUUGGGCAGAUUUCAGUUACUCUUUUAUGAUCGUUUCAAAGGCUGCUUCUCACUCCAGAAACCAGCUUCAGCAGAGCCUCUUCCAAACAGCCAUACAAUACUUAAUGUGACCAACAGAGGGGCUAUGUGCCUCUCUUUAGAGCCAGGAACAUCAGGUAACUUGUAACAGAUUAAUUGAACAGAAUUGAGGGGACACCAUGUUGGGAUUUAGCUUCUAAAAGAGCCUGGGCAGUUGACAGCAGUGUGUAGUAAGUACAGUUUAAUUUUUUGCUUUAUCAUCAGCCAAAGGUUUAAAAUGUCACACUUUAGGGACUUUUUUUUUUUUCCGACUGACUGGACCUCGUCCUUUGACCGGAAUGUCUGACAUGUCACCACGUUGCCUGUGUUGCUGAUCACCGUCCAGUUCGGUGGAAUGUGCUGUAAUAUUUCCCAAAAUCCCACCUGUGUCUGCAGAGUGAGUGCGCUCAGACUCAGAACUCUGUAGCCGGCUCUUCCUCAGGGCAGGCCAGCACUGCAGAUCCUCCAGCCCGAGCUACACAGGCGGCUGGGGCUGGGGUUGGGGCUGGGGCAGAGCCGCCUCUUCCAGAGCUUCUAUUUUAUCUAGAACGCGUUUUACACUGUUACAGUCUCGCCGGCUCAGCCCCGCUUGUCUUGCACAUCUGACCUUGCAGAAGCUGGGGUGGGUGGUAGCAUGCUAAUUAAGAGAAUCCGAAGUAGUUUCCAGAGCUGGCUCCCCUUUUCAUUACAACCCACCCAGCAGCCCUGCCUCCCAGAGGAGAGUAGCGCUCUACCACACAGGUUGGGAGAAAUGCCUGGGAAGGCUGUGGCCAGCAGAAGCAGCCGACAGGCAGAGGUUUCCAAACUACUUGAAGGUCUUUUAAAAAUGUUCCAGGAAAACAAAAAUCAAGAUGUGUAAAUAAAAUGUUAUUUUAAAAGGUCAAA
This is a messenger RNA of Mus caroli (Ryukyu mouse), 3850 nucleotides long. NCBI's taxonomy places the organism in Eukaryota, Metazoa, Chordata, Mammalia, Rodentia, Muridae. The record is from RefSeq and is a predicted model, not a curated record.